Messenger RNA from Cricetulus griseus (Chinese hamster), 462 nucleotides. Lineage: Eukaryota; Metazoa; Chordata; Mammalia; Rodentia; Cricetidae. The record is from RefSeq and is a predicted model, not a curated record.
AUGGGAAAAAUCAGCAGUCUUCCAACUCAAUUAUUUAAGUGCUGCUUCUGUGAUUUCUUGAAGAUAAAGAUACACAUCAUGUCAUCUUCACAUCUGUUCUACCUGGCACUCUGCUUGCUCACCUUUACCAGCUCUGCCACAGCUGGACCAGAGACCCUCUGCGGGGCUGAGCUGGUGGAUGCUCUUCAAUUCGUGUGUGGACCAAGGGGCUUUUACUUCAACAAGCCCACAGGCUAUGGCUCCAGCAUUCGGAGGGCACCUCAGACAGGCAUUGUAGAUGAGUGCUGCUUCCGGAGCUGUGAUCUGAGAAGACUGGAGAUGUACUGUGCCCCCCUCAAGCCUACAAAAUCGGCCCGCUCUAUCCGUGCCCAGCGCCACACUGACAUGCCCAAGACUCAAAAGGAAGUGCAUUUGAAGAACGCAAGUAGAGGGAGUACGGGAAACAAGAACUAUAGGAUGUAG